AUGAAAGUACAUUAUGCCCAAGGAGUGCCACCCAGCCCCCUCCGGGCCGGCUCGCACACUUAUCUCAGACAAUUUGUUCUCAAUGCCUGCACCUGCGGAAGGAAUGCGCCCGUAAACAGCUUGAAACUUGGCUUCGCAGAAACCUCGGAGCAGCGGAGAACAAAGUUGACUUUCAUCCAAACCGGGAACCAGCUGCGUACUUACAGCGCGCGCCCCCAACCCCACCCAGGGCGGCGCAGCCGGGCCGGGGUCCCACCGCAGCCUCUCCACCGCCGCAGAGGGCAGACCCCACACCACGAAGGCCAGUGGCCGGCCAGCGCCGCCGGCUCGUCGCUCGCUUCCUGCUUAUUCCAGCGUGAGGGUCAAGUUCAACACCCGCCCGCGCUCCUCCCGGGCUCCGAGACGCAGCCUGAGCGCACCGGCAGCCGCCGAGACAAUCGACUUCCCCAGCCAAUGCCGGGAGCUCCGGGCGGCCCCGCGACCGACGUCAACGCGCUCGGGGGGACCCGGCAGACGCCGCGUGAGGCGGAUCCGAGGGUAAGAAUCAUUUACUCACCUUCUCCGGAUGGAACCCCGGCGCCACUGAGCAGCAACUAACACGGCUCCAGGAUUCGGGACUGGGACAGAUCCGAGCCGCGGGGGCCACUGGAGUGGGGCGGCGCCAGCCCAAACUCUGAGUGGUCCCGGCCGCCGGAAGUCACGCCCUCGACCCACCCUCGGCGCCAUCUUGAUGCCACAAUCCACAGAGAAGCGGCAGGCAUUCUGGUGAGAACGCGGCCCGGACAAUGCUCUGGACCCGGAUCGGGGCCAGCAACACCGGGGGGCCGGAGGGAGGAGGUGCCACCAGCACACCUUCUCCGGAUGGAA
Molecule: messenger RNA, 867 nt
Organism: Sorex araneus (European shrew)
Lineage: Eukaryota; Metazoa; Chordata; Mammalia; Eulipotyphla; Soricidae
Product: WAS/WASL-interacting protein family member 2-like
Exons: 3
Coding region: 1-597 (198 amino acids)
Source: RefSeq, a predicted model, not a curated record